Messenger RNA from Blepharisma stoltei, 2218 nucleotides. The record is from the annotation of a GenBank genome assembly. NCBI's taxonomy places the organism in Eukaryota, Ciliophora, Heterotrichea, Heterotrichida, Blepharismidae.
AUGGUUACUGUUUAUUAUUAUACUUCUUGGUAUCCGGUUUUUAUUUAUACUGAAAUAUCUCUGAUUUACUAAAUAAUUCUAAUCUAAUUGAUAGUUUGGCAACAAAAAUGUCUAAAUAAAUCAAGAAUAGAUAAUCGCUGGACCACUUUGCCGAUGAGUAAAAUAGAGAGUAGAUACCACUGAACACAGAUAACUCUCCCUCAGCUCCAAGAAUUUGUAUUUACUGACGGUAUGAAUUAUUGGGAUAAUCCCAUUGAUUCUCAAAACUACAAAGUUUCUGGAGCAGGUGUAUAUGCAGUGUUCCAUGGACGAGUAAUUCAAAUAAAUACUAAGCCGAGCCACUUAUUACUAAUUACAGAUCUUGAUAACACUCUUGUAGGCUGGAACCGUGAAGCUAAAAACUCACUUAAAAAAUUCAACAACUUUUGAAUUUCAAAUCAUUAUUUCAAUGGAUCCAAACUUGUUUAUAAUACAGGUCGAAGCUUUGACGGCUAUAUUGAUUUAUUUCAGCGUGGCUUCGAAUUGCUUGAUCCUGAUUUGCUUAUUGUUUCAGUUGGAAGCAAUGCAUAUACUAGAUUAGAUUAACGAUAUGUAUUUAAGGUCCCUGCUUCCAUGCGUGACAUUCCUCCGCGCUCCCGUGAGGAGCCGUGCUGGCACGAGCGAAAAGGAUGGACUUCCAUCACUGGUUCUCUGAGCCCAGGCCGAAACCCUGGUUUCUCGGUAGUGGGUUGCCCUAUUGGGUCGUCAGCCGACCGUCGCCGAGCACCACCAUUUCCAACUCAGCCUUCCGCCCCGAGUUACGCCAGUCUUUGUCUCCGGUUGGCCAGGCCGUCCUUCUUUUAAGGACCCUUUUAAACUGGAGAGACCGCCUUGUUGUCUAAUCUGCCUCCCUUUUUCCCAGCUUAUCCGCUUGAGAAAAUCUCAAUCGCUUCCGCGAUUCGGGGCAGACCACAGUAGCAGCUUGAGCAGGUAAGUCGCCCUGCUCCAUUUCGGGCACCCACUGGCUUGGGCGCUGCUGGAAAAAGAAGAUGCUCCUAACUGCCCUAGGAUCUGGCCACGAUCAGCGGGUCUGUGUUCUCCCCUGGUUAUCACCAGGGUCCAGAUAUUGCUGGGCUAAGUCGCUUCUCCUGAAAACCAUGCCCGGAUAUACAUGGGUUACCGUCACUGGGAGGACGGAUCGGACGUCAUACGCCAUUUUAUGUAUAUGGAAGCAAUGCAUAUACUAUCAAUCCGAACAAUGGCGAAUAUGUCAAUAGAGAGGAUUAUAAUAGCUUCAUUCAAAAGGAAAACUGAGACUCAUUUAUUAUAAAUAGGCUGCUUCUAUACGAAUUCAAAUGAUUAAAACUCCCAGGGUUUAUUCAUAUUUUUCCUGGGAAAAUUAUCUUGAAAUCGUCAGUAGAAGAUAUGUCGGCAAACUUUUCAAGAUUUAAGGAGUUUUUAAGAAAUAAAGGAAAUCAUGAAAGAUGUGAAAAAGUAUAUCUAUUUAUAGAAAUAAAUGGCUUUAAAAUUACGCUGUUCUCAUUUGCUACAAAAAAUAGUAUGAAGGCUAUUGUUGUCAAAACAUAUUAUUAUUAUCCAUAUAAUUAUAAUAAAUGCAAGGGCUAUUCUGUCAAGAGAUGGGGAAGACUAUAUGAUUGAUAUUGUACCAUUAGAAGGAGGGAAAAAAUUAGGUGUACUGUUUGCUCACUCCCCCCUCUAUGAAUGAACAAAAAAAUCUUGUUUAGUUUUUAUUUUUAAAAAAAUUAUAUAUAAAUUUAUAGAAAAAUUUUUUUUCGAAAUUUAAAAAAAUCCUAAUUCGCAAAUAUUAAUUUAAUUUGUAAUAAAGCGCGCAAUUUGUUUAAAAUAGUAACAGAAUUAGCUCGAGAUGUCAUUAUAUUAAUUAUCACUUAUACAUCAAAAUUUAUUCUAUAAAAAAUUUUUGUUCACUCACGGAGGAUGGGUUUUUGGGCAAAAAAUAAGGAUUUUUCUAAUGUUUUUGUUCGCUCAUGGAGUAGGGAGUCAGGAAAUGUUUGGGUUUAGAGAUGAAGAAACUUUGGUAGCUGGGGAUUCAGAAAAUGACAUCCAAAUGUUUAGAGGAAAUCAUUGAGGAGUUUGCGUUGCCAACUCUCAAGGUGAGUUGGUGGCAUGGCUUCAAAAGAAAAAUAGAUCUAACAAGUAUAAAUCGGAAUGCCAAUAUGCAGAUGCAAUUAUAGAAGCUGCACUUAAAAUUACUAGCUAA